Messenger RNA from Paramecium tetraurelia, 1122 nucleotides. RefSeq lists its product as uncharacterized. The transcript has a single exon. The record is from RefSeq and is a predicted model, not a curated record. Lineage: Eukaryota; Ciliophora; Oligohymenophorea; Peniculida; Parameciidae.
AUGGUUUAAUAUCUGAACGAGUUUUCUAACUUUUGCAGAAAUGUUGGGCUCUUGGCUCAGAAAGAAUAAUUCAAGAUGUAAAAAAGCACUUUGGAAGAAACUCUUCUGAUGCAUUUGAUUACUCUAAACAGAGAAUAAAUGAUUGAAUUGUCUGCACGUAUUGUGAGGAUAUGGAACAAUAAUAAUGGAGAUCAAAAGUAAGAAUCUCCAUUGGAAAGUUAAUAAAGGAAGAUGUCAGUUAGUGAAAUACAUACAAAGUCUAGUUCUUAAUUAAAUCAUCUGUAUGAAUAGCAUAUACUGAAUGAGGAGAAUCAAAUAGUCAAACGAGAUUAGUAAAUCAAUCAUCUUAUGAAGGAGUGCACGUUUAAACCUUAAAUAACAAAGAAGAGUUAAAAAUUAGAGUUGAGUUCGCCUGCUCAUAUUAGAUUGAACAAUUAUGCCAUGGACUCUAAAAUUAAAUUACAAAUAGUUUAAGAACUUAAUUAGAAAUAGGAAUUAAAGGAUUGCACUUUUAAACCAUCUAUUAAUACCAAGUCAAUUGGUAACAACCAAUCGGUUGAAAAUCCCUUUGAUAGACUCUAUUAAAAUGCAUUGAGUUAAAGAAAUAAGACACCCAGGAACUUUGAGGAUUCAUCCUUUACUUAUCGUCCUUAAUUAAUCAGCACUCCGAUGAGAUUGCAAUAAUAGGAAGGUAUCUCAGUAGAGGAGAGACUUUAUAAUCAUCACUUCGAGAAAAUGAAUAAUAUGGUUUUGAAAUAAGAAGAACUUUAAUAAAUUGAAUUAGAUUAAUGCACAUUUGCACCUGCUAUAAACCAAUAAAGUAAUUGCAGACAAAAUGAGAAAGUGUUUGAAAGACUCUAUAAUCACAGCAGUGUGAAAUCUGUUUCAGAAGUAAAAGAUAAUUCAAUAUCACAUAUGAAUAAGAAAUCCGAAUCGUUAAUUAAGAAACCAUAAUCGGAUAACAAUUCAUAUGUGACUUAAUUUUAAUUAGAAUCCAAUCCAUUCGAUCGAUUGUAUUAAGAACAUCAACGACAAGAGAAAAAAAAGAAAUCGAAUUAAAUCUAAUAUUAUUAAUCUAUCCCUUUUAAACCAAUACUAAGUAAGAAAUUAUCAUUGUAAUGA